This is a messenger RNA of Syngnathoides biaculeatus (alligator pipefish), 1116 nucleotides long. RefSeq names its product endothelin 1 (gene edn1). The coding region runs from base 144 to 710 and encodes 188 amino acids. The record is from RefSeq and is a predicted model, not a curated record. Gene Ontology annotation, molecular function: endothelin A receptor binding; endothelin B receptor binding; hormone activity. Gene Ontology annotation, biological process: intracellular calcium ion homeostasis; vein smooth muscle contraction; regulation of systemic arterial blood pressure by endothelin. Gene Ontology annotation, cellular component: extracellular region. The transcript has 5 exons. NCBI's taxonomy places the organism in Eukaryota, Metazoa, Chordata, Actinopteri, Syngnathiformes, Syngnathidae.
GCUUCUUAACUUCUGCGCUCACCUCUCAGGACGAUCACUGACACUUUGAUUAAAAACUACGGACACUCGGUUAAUAUUUUUUUAUUACCCGUGAUUUCUCUUGGAUUAUUUUUAUUGUUAUUAUUUUCCUCUCAACCAGAGUGAUGGAUAUUUACAUUUUUCUUUCCGUGUUAUCUUUGGUGCACUCCUGGAUUUUAAGUACAGCGCUCUCAGCCCCAGUUGAAGCGUCGCCCACCGCCUCCCAAGUGCGCCAUGUGCGCAAAAAGCGCUGCUCCUGCUCCACUUUCUUGGACAAGGAGUGCGUGUAUUUCUGCCACUUGGACAUCAUUUGGGUCAACACGCCCGAGCGCGUGGUAUCUUAUGGCCUGGGAAAUGCCCCCAGGAAAAGGCGCUCGGUCCAGGUCGCCGUGGAAACCGAGAGCAGUCUCCCACGGUGCCAGUGCCUCCAUCAGGGAGACCUCACCUGCACCAACUUCUGCCAGAGGCCGGACCACAACCACCUCAGGGACGAGACGUCAACGAACGCCGAGAUUCUCUUUGCCGACGGCUCCGAGCUGCUGACUGACACGAGCAACGCUAAAAGGAGGACCAAUCAGAGAAGGGCGACGCCUCAGCGGCUCAAACCCGAGACCGAAACGUGGCUGCUUUUGCGAAAGUGGACGCGGCGCCACAGGGCGAGAACGCGCCGGGCCGAGAGGACGACCUCCUAAAGGCGCCGCCUCACCUUCAAGCCAGGCGGGAAAAAUGCGGAGUACCUCAGGGACGCAAUGCGGAGCCCAAAAAAGGCCGAGGACCACCUCAGUGUUGGCGACGCCAUCUUGAUUAGAAACAGACGAGGAGCUGAGAUCCCAAGACAUAAGCUGAAGAUUUUUUUCUUUUACAGUCAAACUACUUCAUCAUCACCUAUGUGCACUUCAAAAAGAACAUCAAGCAGCAUUUCAAGACACUCACUGCCAUCUAUGGAUUGUUAUAACCCCCCCCCCUCCCCCAAUUUGGGGUGUCAGAAUUUUGCCACUCUGACUAAAAAAGUUCCUACAUGUUUCCUGUAUGUAGCGAUGCAGUAUUGUAGCUCGAUCGUGGGAAUUAUGAUGUAAUGGUUCCCUCGAAAUAGUUUUU